Malaclemys terrapin pileata is the source of this 13481-nucleotide messenger RNA. It is a transcript of the gene SHROOM3, whose product is annotated as shroom family member 3. NCBI's taxonomy places the organism in Eukaryota, Metazoa, Chordata, Testudines, Emydidae. The record is from RefSeq and is a predicted model, not a curated record. Gene Ontology annotation, biological process: actin filament organization. Gene Ontology annotation, molecular function: actin filament binding. Bases 287 to 6121 code for a protein of 1944 amino acids. The transcript is spliced from 11 exons. Gene Ontology annotation, cellular component: cortical actin cytoskeleton; apical junction complex; apical plasma membrane.
CUUGUUAUCUUAAUUGCUACCCUCCUGUUUCUUCCUUUGAGACAGCCUUCUGAUUCUUUCCCGUCAGUGCUGAACAGCCUGCCACAUGGCAGGGCGCCUGUACGGUGCCUUCUGUCGUAGGAGCAGCACACCAGCAAGGAUGGGGCUACCUGAGGCUUGGUCUGGUUUUUCAUAAGCACAGCUGCAAGCAGCGAGGAGAGGCAAUGCAUCAGGAGCGAUGUAGUCUGGCCGAGGAGUCAGCCCAUAGAGGAGAACGGAGACUUAGGGUAUCCGAACAACAGCUCCCAUGAGGGACACAUGUGUAGCAAAGGAACACACUGACCUGCCCGCUUCCCACUCACUCAGUCCGGAGUGUAUCCCCACUGACCUACAGCACAGCAAAACAGCAUGGUCAGGAGGAGUUAAACCACGGCUGAAGAACAGGCGGGCUGACCUUGUGGGCCGACCGCACUCCUGGCAUUCAACCAAAUUCAUAGAGAACCAACCCGAUCCCAGCAUGAUGCAAAUAUCUCAGGGCACGAUUGGCACUCCUUGGCAUCAGUCCUACCAUUCCAGUUCCUCCACGAGUGAUCUCUCUGGCUAUGACCAUGGCUAUCUGAGGAGAAGCCCUGACCAGUACAGCUCGUGGGGUAGCAUGGAAACCUUGGACCAUACCCCUUCUGGAUAUCCCCCUGGCCACCUUUCACCAGCCAAGUCCACCAACAGCAUCGACCAGCUUGCCCAACUCCACAGCAAGAGGGACUCCGCUUACAGCUCCUUCUCCACCAACUCCAGCAUCCCCGAGUGCCCGGCGCCUUCCUUCUGCAAGGAGCGCUCCUUCUCCAUGGACAACGUGCACUCCCGAGGCAGCCCGCAGGAGGGGAUGAGGCAGGCUGACAUCAGGUACGUCAAGACGGUCUACGACGCCCAGCGAGGGGUCUCUGAGGAGUACGAAGUGAACUCCUCCACGCUGCGUCCAAGCGGCGAGGGGCGGACGCAGGCAGAAGGCCGUGGCUACAGCAGGCUGCCUGGUCACAGCCGGUACAGUGGAGUCCCCUUCUGGGGACAGCAAAGGAGGAGCUCCUCCGACAGUGAGGGUCAGCACCCGAAGGGGCCCCCCAUGCCACCAACUCGCAGUGACAGCUAUGCGGCAAUAAGGCACCACGAGAGGCCCAGCUCCUGGUCCAGCCUUGAUCAAAACAAGCCGUGUCGAGCUCAGCCAAAAGGGGCCUGGCCUCCGUCUUCUGGCACUGUCUCCCUGGGGCAGGGACAGCUGCUGAAACCCAUGUUUGUGGAAGGGCAGCUGCACACUGUGGUGGAGAAAAGCCCUGAGAGCAGCCCCAAAGUGACACCGAAGCAGAGCUAUUCCCAGGCAGCACAACCAGGACAGCCUUUGCUUCCUACUGGCAUCUACCCUGUACCUUCCCCCGAGCCACACUUUGCCCAGGUGCCCCAGCCUUCGGCAAGCAAUAAUGGGAUGCUCUAUCCAGCUCUGGCCAAAGAGAGUGGAUACGCGCCACCUCUUCCAGCCUCGUAUGAGAAGGCCCCGGUCUGCAGCCAUUCUGGCGUCGAUGAGAAUGGAAACCAAAGCUUUACAAACAGAUCGGCCGUCUUUUAUCGGCCAGACUAUGGGCCACCAGCUGUGGAGAGAAAGCAGGAAGCAAAAUUCGCUCAGUACAAACCUCACGGUACAUCGGGCCCUGACGUCCAUUCGACCCCUUCCCAAAAGGACAAGUCAGGUUCCCUUUAUGUGACGUCGCAUGGCAUCCGAGAGAGCCCAAGCAACACCCCACACUCCAACCACAAUUCACAGCCUCUGCAGGCCCGCUCGAGGGAUGCCAGUGAAAGCAAAGUUCUCUAUCAGCCCGAGGAGUACUGGGCGGCUGAGUUGCAGGAGGACAAAAAUGCUAAUCUACAGAAAAGUGAGAGAGACCCCGCCAGCCAGAAUCAGUGGUGUUACAGUAAGGCCAAGCAGCAUGGCUUUUCACCCUUGCCGAACAGCCUAGAGAGCACCAGGAGGCAACAUAGUUUGGAGCUAAAGGAGAGGCAACAAUGCGAGGGCUGUUCUGACGCCAAACGGUCUUUCACAAAUCGCAAUAAUAAAGCAGAGAAGGAUCAGAGAGGGCCAGGGUGUGGGCCAUGGAACGAUUUGGACAGACAAGCCUUCACACGGCAUGAGAACGACGUCGCCGGCAUGGCCCCAUUCCACAAUGCAGAGCCAAAGUAUGAGGCGCCCUCUUCUCUGCUGCAGCCAAAGGCCUCCGAUUUCAGCAGGAGCCGGCUAAGCUCCAGCAGUACCCAAAGCCUCCAGCCCGGGAAACUGGAAUCCAGCAAGCCCCACUGUUCUGUGCUGGAGAAGGUCAGCAAGAUCGAGCAACGUGAGCAAGGCAGUCAAAGGCCCCAGAGCAUGGGGGUGCCCAGCUUUGGACAUAAUUAUGGGCCAAAUAGGCCAAGCCAAUCAUCCGGCGCUAGGUGCUCUCUUAACAGCACAGAGGACGUACGAAACAAGUCAAACUCCCAAGAGCAUGGCCAGCCAGCCAGCGAACAGUGCAGGCGACCCAGCACGACUGGCUCUGAGACACCGCCGGGUGUGCAGCCGGUGAGCAGGAACGGGAGCGCGAAGCCUGAGGUGGUUGAUUGGCAUCCGGUGGAGCAGCAGAUGGCAGGGGCAGCAAAUCAGGCGCAGCAGAGCGAGUACUACGCUCUGACAAGGAGCAAAAGCACGUUCCAGCUGAUGUGCGAGCCAGAGAAGGAAAUCCUGUGGCAGGAUAACGUCCAAGACGCUCCUGGAACACAGCUGGACACCUCCUUCAGCAGAAACUACAGAAACAGCAUUAAAGAUGCUCAGUCCAAGGUCCUACGAGCCACAUCGUUCAGGCGCAAAGACCUCGACAUCAGCCCAUCCUUUGGGAGCAAACCCAAGAGGAGUGCACAGAGGCCGGCCUCGGCCCACGUUGGGAUGAGGAGCACCACAGCAUCCCCUCACAUCCCCAAGGAGAGGCACAGUGUCACUCCUACGCAGAACAAUGUCCCUCUCCUAGAUUACCUUGAGAAGGAGAACCACGCUGGGCUGCCACAGCACAUGUCCCGCAUCGGGGGCAGGAAGCGGCUGACGGCCGAGCAGAAGAAGAGGUCCUACUCCGAGCCAGAGAAAAUAAACGAAGUGGGUGUCUCAGACCGUGAGCCCUCGCCCUUCUCCUCCCAGAAGAAAGGCCUCCAUUUCAUCUUCCCAGAGAACACGGUGGCCGACCGGCGCAAGAUCUUUGAGCGAGAGAACAAAGCGCGCUCCACCGUCAAUCUCUCCAAGCCAGAGCUGAAGCAGCUGCAGCAGAACGCACUCGCGGACUACAUCGAACGCAAAACUGGGAAGCGGCCUUCUCAUGAUGCUGGGGUCCUGAGAGAGCGCUCGCAAAGCUCCUACCUGCAAGCCAGCGGCCUGGACAGCCAGAGCCUCUCCUCUGCCUCCAGCAUGAAUUCGCUUCAAGAUCAGAAGCUUUACCACCGGAGAGUGUCACUAGAGCAGGUGUCUAGAACAGGCCGGGUCUCCUCUACCCUUCCCCCUGGGCUGACGGGCUGCUUUGAUCUCAAUGGGUUUGAACAAAAGAAAGGGCACCAGGAUGGCGGCAGCAGUUCCUCUGCAAGCCAGUUUAAAAUGGACAGACGCCGAGAUUGCAGAGCCAAACCGGAGCUCCCGAAAAGCACUCAGGCAGGUCAGCGUGGCUCACGCGACCAGCUGCUCUACAGGAUGGAGGAGCAGGUCUUUGAAAAGGCCUCAUUGCCCGGGAGAUCUGGGAAAUCGGUGUCUGCAGAAGACUUGCUCGAUAGAUCUGAUAACCAGUCUGUCACGGUGCAUGUGCGCUCCAGGUCGUCUCCCACAGCUGACAAGAAACACCGGGACUUGCUGAGAGGGGAAAGUAAUGAAUUUGGCCACUUGGUGAAAAAUCCUUCUUACAUGGCUGGCGCAGGAGACAGGUCCGACAGCAGUAAGAAAAGAGGCCACUCUGAAAAGCCAACAAUCCCAAAUUAUCGUCCCCAUCCUCCUGGCAAUGACCUCACAAGCUCAUCCACUCUGAUUGAGAGCCACCAGGCCUCAGAAGCCCCUAGGCAUAUCAGCAGGACUCAAAGGUGUGUCUCAUCGCCAACAGACUUCAAGAAUCAUUCUUCUGAACCUAAGCAGGGCGCCAGACCCUUGCUCCUUAACCGUAUUCCUUCUGGACCUGGCCAGUCCUCAUCUAGUGCUGCUCAUUCCACCCAGACUCCCUCAGACCUGCAGGCUGCUGGGGACAGCCUGGCAAUGAGGCAACGUGCCAAACUAGACACCGUCCCCCCCGAAGGCAAUGAUAACGGUCAGGCACGGCCUCUGUACCGCGAUGCCAGCUCCCCUGAGGACUCAGCCGAAGAAGCGAUGCAGAGAAGGGCCAUGCUGCCUCAGAGACACCUCCCACCAAAAGUGAUAUGGGCUCAUUCGAUCAAUGAUGACAGCUUCCUAAAGGGCUCGGUGUCUUCUCAGGUGUCUGGGCAGAAGCUCUUUCAAAGAUGGCAGAGCCUACAGACACAAAGCAGCACUUCUUCCGAUUCAGAGACGCCUCCUCCCUCUGGGAAGAUCUCUCUGCGGAUCUCUGAGUCAGGCCUUCAGCUGACUCCCCCACCGGGCGUGCCGGAAGAAGGAGACGAUGAGGUGUUUAUCAAGGACUUGCAGCCUGGUGUUGCAGGGACUGCAUUUAAACCCUCACCCCCUCUGCCACCACCUCCUCCUCUUCCUGAGUGGAGCCCCAGCGCUUUCACAGGCGACGCAGAGAUAUUUCCACCUCCUCCCCCGGCUGCAUUUGAAGCAGGUGGGGCAACAGGAGACAAAUCCACGAGGCUUAUAGAAGACGCCAAAGCAAGCAGCUUGGGCAGGUUUCCCAGGAAUCUGGUUGACAGGGAGAAGCCGGGGUUGAGUUCCAUCAGCAGGGAAAACAGCUGGGCCACUUCACCGUCUGUUGGGAACACUGAGUCGCCGCACCAGUCGCCUGCCGCUCCAGGGGAGCGGCCAAACUCUGAGAAGCAGAAUGCAGCACAACUCGGGGACAACCUGAAAGAGCCAGACACCCAGGGGAAGGAUUCGGAAAAUGGUGGCCUCAGUCCCGGGACUCAGGGCACAGCUAUUCAAGUGAUAAAGAAGAAGACCCCGGAGGAUAUUAAGUCAGAGGCCCUGGCCAAAGAAAUCGUCCACAGGGAUAAGUCUCUAGCAGAUAUCCUGGAUCCAGACUCCAAAAUGAAGACAACCAUGGACUUAAUGGAAGGGAUCUUUCCCAAUGGAACCAGCUUGCUGAAAGAGAACAACAUGAAAAGACAGAUGAUGCAAAAGAAAGCCAUCAGGACGGUGCCCGAGGAUGACAGAAGAGAAGAAAAGGAAGCUGGUGUAACUUCGGUCACCUGCACUGCUUACUAUAACAUGUCAGCCCCCAAAGCAGAGCUGCUGAAUAAAAUCAAAGACUUGCCAAAAGAUGUGGACAAGGAAGAGGAGCAGCUGGACAUCAAUGAGAAGAAGGCUGAGCUCAUCGCGAGUUUGUCCCACAAACUGGAGAUCUUGAAGGAAGCUAAGGAGAGCCUGCUAGCAGACAUCAAGCUGAAUAAUGCCCUGGGAGAGGAGGUGGAAGUGUUGAUCAGCGAGUUAUGCAAGCCCAACGAGUUUGACAAAUACAAGAUGUUCAUAGGCGACCUGGAUAAAGUGGUGAACCUCUUGCUCUCCCUCUCAGGGCGUCUGGCCCGGGUAGAAAACGUUCUGAGUAGCCUAGGUGAAGAUGUGAAUCCUGAAGAGCGGAGCUCUCUGACUGAGAAAAGGAAGCUGCUGGCUGGCCAGCACGAGGAUGCCCGGGAGCUGAAGGAGAACCUGGACCGGCGAGAACGUGUGGUCUUGGACAUCUUGGGCAAUUACCUCUCGGAGGAGCAGCUCCAGGAGUACCAGCACUUUGUGAAGAUGAAGUCCGCACUUCUCAUAGAGCAGCGGGAGCUGGACGACAAGAUUAAACUGGGUCAGGAACAGCUCAAGUGCCUGACGGAAAGCCUCCCUACAGACUUCAUCCCCACGGACACAACAGCAGCAGCGGCCCCAGCCACAGCCCCCCCGGGGGUCAGCGGUAGUUUACCUGCACCCUGAGCCUCUUCACUUUAACCUUUCCCAGACAAGCCUCGGGUACAGCUCUUCUGCUUGAGUUUAUUUAAUCAGAGUACUUUUUGGAGAGCUCUCAACAAUUACAAUGGAGCGAUGGGUUUAAAAGGAGAAUUCAAGGAAGGAAAAAAACAGUUUGCAUUCCUCUCCCUAUGCCAUCGCCCGGAGAGCUCACUAUGAAAACUUAAUCUAACCUGGCUCACGCUAGAGGGAGGUGAACGAUUUCCCUGGCUACAAGGUAUGAGGAGGAGGCACUUAUUUUUGAAUGGGCCAGCUUAUCAUGAACAAACAUGUCAUCUUUGGUAACAUGCUGUGGUUGCCUCUGCUCCCCACUGCCCCCACACCUCAAUCAAAGUGAGGCACUGUCGUUAAAUAAUGAAGGAUCUGAAAGAAUGAAGCCUUAAAAAUUAAACCAACCCAUGGUACUCCUGAACAUUAUUGAUAUUUAUAUUUUUAAAAAACAAGACAGAAAGUGUAAGUUGUUGUACAUAUGCUAGUCAGUUACUUGAGCCUUGGUUCUGUAAGUAGAAAAUGCGUUUAAUUUUGUAUUUUGUGAAAACUUAACAAAAAGAGGAAUCUCCAAAGAUAGUCGCACCCUAGAAUGGAGCAUCUUUUCAGGGGCUUUUUACAUAAUAAAGGGCUACCAGAAAAAGCUUCAACCUGUUUCAACAUUUGCUGAAUGUACCAGUAAGUGUCCUUGCGAAGGAGACUUUGCCCAGCAAAGUAUAAUCUAUCCUCUUCUGGAUCCCGUGGCUAGAUACAUCCGGAGUUUAAACAAGCACUUGUGUGAACCAAGCAACUCAGGAGUCAAAGUUAGAAUGAAGCAAAAAGAUUCCCUUCUGGUUCUGGAUUCACAGAUUAUUUAAGACAAUACAAAGGCAAGGUCUGUGCUAAAAGCAACCUGAAGGUUGUUAGUUUGAUUUGGGAGAGGGUCUUUAAAGGGCAUUACAUAUAGGUUGCUUUUUCUAAAGGGGAUGAUGUACAUACCAGCAUAUUUUUUUAAAACAGUAAUACCUCGUUUAUCUGGACCCAUCUUAUCUGAAAUCCUCUAAUAGCUAACAGUGGGUUACAUGCCCCAGCGCGAAUAGCUUGCAUUUAAGUCUUCUGUCUACUCCCACCUAUCCCAGGGUGAGGGAUAGCUCAGUGGUUUGAGCAUUGGCUUGCUAAAUGCAGGGUUGUAAAUUCAAUCCUUGAGGGGGCCAUUUAGGGAUCUGGGGCAAAAAUCUGUCUGGGGAUUGGUCCUGCUGUGAGCAGGGAGUUGGACUUGAUGAUCUCCUGAGGUCCCUUUCAACCCGUAUAUUCUAAAAGCUCAUUUGUCCUAGUUAGAUAAAUGGGGUUUCUGACUGUAGGGUUAGUGAGUCAUUUCUCAGUCAGUCUAACCUGGGACAACCAAAUUUGCUCAACUGAACAUUACUUGAGCAACUUACCCAGAGCUCCAGGGCUACAGGUACUUUGCAUUAAGCAAAGCAGAUUGGAAAUGGUCUCCUCUUUAAGGCAGUGGGUGUUAUUUCACUUAUGGAGCAUUGAAUUCUGGGACCUCUAGUUCUCCAAGGUGUUGCACAUGUAUCAUCAACUGUUUCCACCACCACCACCCUCCCUAUUAAAGAUUGAGGGCGUCCCCAGACUGCAUUGUAGAAAUCCAUGGGCUACAUUUGACUCACAAGACACAUUUUGGUCACUCUGGUCUAACCUCAUAGAGAUUUUAUGUCGCUGCUGCUGCUGUUUAAGCUGCUCCCGUCUUGAGUGUGUGAUUGUUCAUCCCUCUGCAAGAGGGCCUCAGAUACCAGUGCCCCCAAAGGCUCUGACAUGCAUGGUUUGUAAGACCUUCAUGCAAUUAAUUUAUGUGUUUCAACAGUAAACGGUGAAAAUGAGAGCGUGCACUGUCUCCACUGCUGUUUCUAAGGUCCUUUUUUCUGAAGCAAGUGCUCCCUGCAGGUUUCAAAUGUAUUGCUGCCUUGGGAAGCAUGGCAUACAGUACUACUACCUUGCUGCCAAAUGAAAUUUCAGCCCUCACAUACCCUGAAGGUGAUCUGCCCUGUGUGUUACAGGAUGUCUUUGGAGGAACAAAGCAAUUGCAUGUCACUACGGCAUGUGGAAUUUUUUUGAAAGGAAGAAACUAGGGAUAGUCCAAACAGAACAAAAAGGACCAUUUUAGCUGCUUCUCGACGUGAACAUGGUUCUGUCCCACAAAACGUUUCAUAAGGCCCCUCAAGCCAGAGAGAACCUCCCUUUAAAGGUCCCCUAGCUCUAGAUAGGUCUGUCACUUUACUCAGUGUCAAUUUGCACCAGCUGAGGAUCUGGCCCUCUGGCUCAUACUCCCCUUAGUCCACACGCUCAGCUUCUGGUGAAGUCAGUUGUCACUGUGUGUAUGCACUGGGGUUAGUAUAUAAGUCGUUUAGAGAUUAACCUCCAAUCACACAAGCAACUGUCAUUGAGGAAAAUGAUCAUUUACAUUUAUACAGCGGAAAGUAACUUACUGUCCAUUCUGGAAUUAUAAGCAUAUAUCAAGGAGAGAAUGGAUCCUUUCAUUGUUACUAAACUCUGAGCAACUAGCACUGUCUGUACAUUCAUGCGGAUGAUGUAUUUUGAGUACCCAUUCCUGGCAAUCUUCCUGAAGGAAGUUCCACCAUCCCUUUGUCCUGUGUUUCAUUGCUAUGAGUUAAGGUUCAGGUUUAAGGAAGGAAUUUUGCACAACCUUAUAUAAGCAUUGUUCUGCUAACUCUCUGGGGUUUUCGGAGUCAGCAGAUUGGGGAAAGAACAUUUUGACAUGUACCUGGAGAAAAUUAAACAUUGAUCAGUCUCCAUGAGUUUGCUUCUAAGUGCCUUUAGCUGAGAGAGGAAACAUAUUUAUUGCCUCAUUUCCCACAAAGCAUUCCUGUUCCCUUAAUUAGAAGUAGCAUAAAGUGGAAGCCUCUUCCUUGUAUAGAGAAGAACAUACUGGAACAGCUGUGCAGGCCCGGUGCAGAGGCACAUUGCAAUGCAUUGAAACAGGUCAGAACAUUAGGCUUUCAGCCAUGAGUGUAGCUACAGUGAUGUGGCUGCACCGGUGCAAACCCCUAAUGUAGACACACUGAAAAUGUCUCACACGGGGUAGCUUACCCAGGAUGCCCGUCACAGUGUAUCGCGGACUGCCCAUCUAGACUUGGGGUUUGAACAGAUGCAGCUGCAGAAGCACACCUCCACCAGUGUGGCUAAAAACUAGAGACAGUUAAGAAAUUUUCAGCCACAGCAGCUGAGUAACUCUAGGAGCCUAUGCCCCACUGAUUGUCAAUGGCAGUUCAGCUCCUAAAGUCAUCUAGGUACUUUUGAAAAUGUUACCCGAGAUCUUUCAUGGGGGAAAUAAUUCCCUGACCAGCUCUCUUUUGAUUUGCUGUAUCUCUGAAUAGAGUUUCAGGGGCUGUCAGCUCACUAGCCGAGGGUGGGGCUGUAUUUACUAACUGUUUAGAAUGCUCUUUCACAAGGGUCAAUAUGCACAUAGCCUUGAACAAUCUCUCUGUUUGCCAGACCUGUGAGUAACAAGCAAACAUGUAAACAUUUGGCAAAAUAGUUGUGUUUGAAACAGCUCAGAGUGUGUUUUCUGGGAGCAACUGUAGCAGGACGUUCCAGGACAGGCUUGUGAAGGUCCCCUGGCAUGUUCUCACAUGCUGACAUAUUCAUGACCUGUGUGUUGUGAUGGACAUGGUUUUGUUUUGUUUCUUGGGGUGAUUUGUCACAAGCGAGAGAUGGGAGGAGCUCAGGAGUGGUGCAAUUUUGCUUUUCUUUCUUUCCUCUGGGCAAGUCUGCUGAAGCCAAAAGUUCAGGUGGUGACAAGCAGACAGAUCUUCUCCCUGUUCAGAAGAGAUUCACCAUGUUGUGUUUUACAAGGCUGGAUUCCAUUCAAAACUUAAGUCAACCACGUGAAAACAUAAUUGACAGCUUUGGGCUAGGACUAAAUAAGGUAUUUUCAUGUACAGUUCUAAAGCAGCUUCCCUGUUUGGGAUCCAAACAUUCACUCUGUUCUCCCUUUGCCAGCUGAAUCAUGACUGAUUUAGGGAAAAGGUACAGGUGCUCUUCCUUCUCCUGGGUGCCUUUGCACUACAUUCCCGGCUCACAUGCGUGGUUUUGGCCCUAGAGAGAGUGAUCUUGCUGCUGACUCAUUCUGUAAUCUGAUAUCUUCCAUAUUCUGUUUUGAUCUUCCUCCCUGCGGAACAAAUCUGGACUAAGUCAUCCCAGCUGUCCGAACCAGUGGGGGGAGGGGAAGCUGAGCCAUUGGGAAUGUUUUGUGCCUAGCCAUCCUCGAGCUGUGGAGACAGCAGCACCAGGGCUCUUGCAAAUCACUGCCUGCUGGCAGUGGAUGUGAGUGCAGCCCCCAAGGUAGAGAAACCGUAACGCCUGGCUUCUGGUGUCACUAAUCUGUGUUCGUUCUGGGGCAGGCUGUCAGGUGAGUAUCAUAGCACUCCCCGAACAGAUAGGUGGGGCCCUGCCCAUGCUCGGCCCCCCCCCCCCAUGCCUUCCCUCUCCUGCUUCCUGCUCUGCGGCUCCCCCGUGCGGUGCGGUGGCCCCGGCUCAGGCCGGGCCACCUGCCCUCGUGCUCCAAUGCUGGGGGGUGCUGGGGCUGCACUGCCCUCCCUCCUGGGGCUGAGGGGGGCUGGCGCUGUGCCGCCCACCCUCCUAGGUAACGUGAGGUAAAAUCCGAGUGAAGACCAAACAGUUUGGUUAUCAGGUCAAGGUAAGUCCUAAGAUCCCCCAUAGUCUUUAUCUUGACCUGCUAACUCAUGAAAGCUACAUACUGCCUCGUCUUCACUAGGAUUUUACCUCAGCUUCGUUAAGAACAUCCUGCUUUUCCCUAGUGAGGAAGCCCCUCGGUGGGGGACCUGCACGUCUCCUGCCCACACCUCUUCCUUUUCUGCCCACUGCUCCCCGGCCUGGCUUCGGAACACAAGCCUCAGCCCUUGGUGCUAAGGGGUCAUGGCCCAUAUUUCCCUGACUCUCGUUCUCAGCGGACAAUGCUCAAGGCCAGAUUAACACAUAGGCAACCAAGGCAUGUACCUAGGGCCCACAUUCCUGGGGGGAGCCCAAAAUGGACGGGCCAGACCUGAGCGGCACCGUGACUCUGCGCGCCAGGUUGCAAAGCCAUGACAGAGGGGCGGCUGGGCCGAACCUGAAAUGUACGUUUGUGUAGGGUUAACAUGGCCCAUCUUUCCUUGUGGGCAGUGGCUGGUUUAUUCGAUCCUGCUAUUAAAACAACAAUUCUGAAGAGCCCCCAACAGAAUGCUGCUGUUUUAACUAAUGAGACAUGUGAGGUGUGGGGGAGGGGACUGCAGUCUCUAUGCAGUGGACUGGGAUGCAAAUGUUCCUGUUUUAACUCUUCCAAUGGUGACCUACUUGUUGUUGGCCAAUUUCUGCUGGUUCUCUCGGUAAGGAAUGCAGGUCAGGCCUUCCGCUGGCAUAAAUCGGCACCGCUACAUUGACUUCGGCUGAGGUUCUGGCCUUGUGAAAGAAAUUAGUGUCCUACAGCCCGAGGGGGUAUUUUUGAAAAGCAGUGAAACUGUGUAAAUGUCACGGCAGCCAGGGCUAGUGCUGUAGAUUGGAAGAGGAUGGAGGCGUGUGUCAGACAGCACAAUCCUGCAGUGUAUUGCGUAAUUACAACAGGACUUUUAAAUCAGCACUUGGUAAAUCCUCAAAUACCUCCAUUAACAGAGUAGUUACAUGCUGCAGGGGGUGGCUGGAAUUGCUUUCGGCUGUCAUAACAUGCUGUAUGGCCUGAAAUCAACGCAGUCCCAGUCAUCAAAACUGGGAUUUGCUUCCUUUAAAAACAGAGUACAACGUCAAUGGUGGAGGAUGGGGAGGUGGAUUCGGCAACCACACGUUCAAGAUUUUCCCCAGGACUAAAACCAUGCCCAGGUUGGCUGAUGAAAGGGACUUCAUUUUCUGUGAACGUUAGACAUGAGACCAUCUGAUAGCAAAUGCCUUGUAGUUCCAGGCCUGAUUCGCCAUUGGCCUCUCCUUGGUGUGACUUGUGUAAAGUGAAUGUAAAAAGCCAGCAGAUCAACCUGAUAGCAUUUUACCCCCACUUUGCACAAGUUCUAAAUGUCCACAUGUGGAGCCAGGCAGGGCCUUUCCUAGACAGGAGAGAUCAAAAGUUUUUCCUAGUGGAUCCCACAGUGGGGCCCUGCUCCAUGCCUAGCGUUCCUAGGUGCUAUGGUAAUACAAAUAAUAGAUGCUAAUAUUAAUAAAUGAAAAUAAGCAGAUUAGGGGCAUAUCUGUUUCUCAUACCCAGGUUCCCCCACCUCUCCUACUGCCCUCUCCCAGGCUGGCCUGAGGCUAGCCUCGAUUAACAGAUGAAAGGUGCUUCCAUUAUAACCAACCUAAAGUGUGUAAUACAAACCCCAAGGUCAAUCUCUUGGUAUUCUGGCAGUGCGGAUUGGCCGUGUUCUUGCAGCCUCGGUGCUCCCGUUUUCCCUCAGACUGCACUUACACUUGGGUAGGCCGUGCCUCCCUUGUCAGAGCACAACACUCAGGGGUUUUCUAAUGCAAUGUCACUGCCUCAUGAAGAUCACUCGUGUUAUGUAUUUGUAUGUAUUCAUGCGGCUAAUGUGGGCACCGGGAUCCCCCACUUACCCCCAACAGGUGGAGACAACUUCUGCCCUCGCUAGUCAUGAAUCUUCGGUACACGUUGCCGGCAUUUAACUGAGGGUAGAACUUGGCCUGUGAAGUCAGGAACAAUCUGUUCAGCUAGGCCAUAGCCAGACCAGCAGCCUGUCCACAUGAGGCCAACACCAUCUCUAGCUAGCAUUGAGGCUCCUUAGCAUCUCGUGCACCAACACUGAAAUCUUAACGAAUGCCUCCUUCUCUUCCAUGCCAUGUUACCAUGCAAAAAAAGAGUUGGAGCAGCCUGCUUGUAGUGCCAAGAUGAGGCACAGGUUCUUAGCUAGAUUUGUUGUUUGAUAGUGUUGCAUUAGUUGCUGUCACCCUUUUGCAGUCUGUUGGAGGGCAAGGGGAUUCGGGGGAGAAGAGAGAGAGAUGCCUCUUUGGACUCUUUGGACCCAGGAAUAAGGGCACAAUUAUUUUCCAGUUGAUCAUAAAGGAAAUUUUGAAAGUUUGAGUCAGUCAAUCUGAUUGUUGCUUACAGACAAUUUUACUUGCUUUUCACAGCUUGGCUACACGUCAUAUUUUCAGCUGCUUUCAGUGAUUCUUAAAAUGACUUUUUUCCUCCUAUGUUGGGGUUGCCAGAGGUUGCCAAUCAGUUUACAAUUUAAGGUUAUUGUUAUCAUAUAGCAUUAUGUGUAAUUAUUACUUGAAAUACGUAUUUGUUGACAUGUAAGAACCACUUAACUGAUACUGACAAUAAAAGAAGUGCUACCAAAUA